Labrus mixtus (cuckoo wrasse) is the source of this 3296-nucleotide messenger RNA. RefSeq names its product myelin protein zero-like protein 2. Gene Ontology annotation, cellular component: membrane. The transcript has 5 exons. The coding region runs from base 342 to 1109 and encodes 255 amino acids. Lineage: Eukaryota; Metazoa; Chordata; Actinopteri; Labriformes; Labridae. Gene Ontology annotation, biological process: cell-cell adhesion. The record is from RefSeq and is a predicted model, not a curated record.
AGGUUAGGUGACCAUUAAAUAUUUGCGGGCUUUGUGAUAGACGUGAAGGAGAGAGGUAAAGGAGGCAGCGAGGAGAGCGAACGACUUUGUUACUCCGCCCGAAAAUGUGGUGGGAGGGUGCUGAAGGGAAAAUGUGUGAGGGCAUCGGCGAGUUGGGACGCGUCUUUGGAGAGAAAAGGUAGGGGAGAGGGCUCCGCGUAGCUUCAGUGUUUUUUAUUAGUUCAAGCCCUCUCGGAAGGGGAUCCAUCGACUUUUUCGGCGGAGUUUCCAGUCACUGUGAGUCGGCGGAGGAGUCUCAGUGGGUUAGUUUCUUGAUAAUUGGACAUCCUGCCGUCCAUCCAAUGUGCGUAAAGGGGCUCUAUUUCCUCGGCGUCCUGUGUGGACUCGCAGCUUCAGGGGUGCUGCAGGUCAGCGGGAUGCGUAUCUACACAUCUGGGGAGAUGGAGGCAGUAAACGGGACGGAUGUUCGUCUGAAGUGCACAUUCCAGACUUCUUCUCCAAUCAACCACAAUACAGUUGUCAUCUCCUGGACCUUCAGACCUCUUAAACCAGGCCGAGAAGAGUCGGUGUUUCACUUCCAGCAGAAAGCAUAUCCCCCUCUGGAGGGAAUCUUCAGGAAGCGUGUCGUUUGGGCUGGCGACAUCAUGGGCCGUGACGCCUCCAUCAUUAUUCAGCAGGUCAAGUUUACCUACAAUGGCACUUACAUCUGCCAGGUGAAGAAUCCGCCGGAUGUUCAUGGAGCGGUCGGAGAGAUUCGACUCCGUGUGGUCACCACAGCUUCUUUUUCCGACCUUGUCCUUCUGGCAUUGGCCAUCGGGGGCGGCAUCACUGCUGUGGUCAUCCUCCUCAUCAUCAUUUUGUCCUGCAGGAGGUGCAAGAAGAAGAGCCAGAGAGAGCAGGAAGGCAACGAGGAGGCUCCGCGAAAAAAAGAAAGAAAAGACCCCACUGCGUGCCACCCGUCAAGGGCCGUACAUCUUUACAUGUCACAGACGUCCAUAGAGAUUGACAGUUCAGACGGCAUGAUCUCAGAGGCCAGCACCAAAGACCCCAGCUCCUCAGAGUCGGAGGGCCGGAGCACAGACGAAGAGGAUGACGACGACUCUGACUGAGGAGGUGGGAACAGACAGAGAGACAGAAAACAGAGGUGUGAUGCCAGUCAGGAAGCUCGCUGGAAUGAUGCCCAGAUGGCACGCAUGAAUUCCACAGAUCAUCCGAGUGGAGACGAGGUGAAAAGAGCCGAGCUGCUGUGUCGAAAAACAAGCACAUUGUUGAAGAAUGGGAGGAAAACUAAGUCAUGUUUUGGUAAAUUUCCGAACAAGAACAAAGAUGAAGGAUUUGAAAGGGAUCAAAAGGGUGGAUUCUUUACUUUUGAGUGAGUCAGGAAAUAUUCAGAUGUUGAAAGAAAUGCUGGAUUAAAUCUGCAUGGCUUCCAAUCUUAGAUCCUAGCAGCUGGAUUGGCUAUCCUCCUCAAAGUGAAAAGCACACAUUUGUAUUUAUAACUGUUGUUUGCAGCAUGGACCUUGUAAGGUGUGGAAAGUUGAUACACAAUCAGCUGAAACAUGCAACUGAAGGAAGGAGACGUUUUCUGCCAUGAUGAGCCAUAUUAAAACCUUCAAGCCUGGUUUAUACUUCUGCCUGAAUCUACACUGCAGCUACGUUGUAGUGGCCUAUACUUUUGUGAGCACUACUUACUUGUGCCUUGGUGUGUAUGCGUAGCUCUGCAAUAAUCCUCCUACAAAUGCUAGUUGGCAGUCUGAUUUCUAUAUCGCUAGUUAUCGGUUACAACACAUUCUCUGCUUGUUUGUAAGCAGGAAACCAUGGCCACUAAAACCAAGCGUAUUAUGUUGGAUUUGGAGAUGAUACAUUGAGCAGCAGUUUACUGUACUAGCUUGUAGCGUGCUUCCUUUUGCAGAAUUUUGAAAAUGGCAGUGAUACCAGAAAUGUUGUGAAUGCAGAUCAUACAAUGCCAUACUGUGGUCCAAUCACAUGGCGUGGGGUUGCAUUGUUUUGACUUGUAGUCAUUUAAGAGGAGAUGCACGUCAGGCAGGGAGUUCAACAUCCUGCAGUUCGUCGAGUGUCCACUUGAGGCCGGCUCCAGGAACACCAGUAGUCACAUACACACCACAGGCAAACAAGCAGUUUUUACAGCAUAAAUAAACAUGUUUACAGCCUAGUACAAAAAAACAAAUAGGUCUGAUUAGUUAUUAUCCUAACUGGCAUACACUGUAAGGAGGGUGAUUUUUUUAAACAACUCUGUUUUGAUUUUGAGAACGAUACAUGUUAUCCAGAGUUAGGCGCGUAGCUGACCUGAUUGACAGGAGGGCGCGAUGUAACGGUUCAUCAAGAGGUUUAAAACCUGCCUCAGCUCCAGCUCUCAGCCUGUCGUUAGGUUGACUGAAAGUUAGGUUGACUGAAAGUUAGGUUGACUGAAAGUUAGGUUGACUGAAAGUUAGGCUGACUGAAAGUUAGGUUGAGACAGGAUUUCCAUCACGGUGGCUGCUGCUGAUGAGCCUCCAGAUCACCUUGCAGGAACAGAUGGCUGACGUCACUCAGGCUUAAUACAUUCAUAUUUAUAGUCUAUGGGUCAGGCUUCUGUGUAGGUUCAGGGCUAUGCAAACAUGCAGCGUAUGCCACGGUGUAGAUUCGAUACAGAAGUAUAAAUCAGGGUUUACCAUUGGAUUAUCUGUCAUAUAAUAGCUUCACAUUUAAGAGUCAUUUUGGGUUCUAUAGUCCUCCAGUCCUGCAUUUCAGUCAGUUAUGCACGCCAUCAUAAUCAUUGCAAGCACCAAAGCAUUUGUUAAAAGUGGUUUCAUCCUGUUCCCAUAGGCUGAGGGCUAAUGUCACAUCAGAUUACAUGGAUCAAUAAGAGUACAUGUGACGUUGCUGUCAUUCAGUCGGACGGCCAAAUACAUGAUCAUUCAGCGGGUGGCCACAUCCCCGCACUUGUCCGGAGUGCUGUGAGGGAGCGUGCAGUCAGAUCUGAAAACCCUUUGAUUUGCAAAAUGUCCUCAAGAGCCUUUUUUUCUCUCUCUCUCUCUCUCCAUGUGCCUGUGAAUGCAGCACAUCUACUAACAAGUGAUUGUAAUACCUGUCUUCCUCCCUUUAUGUGACAGAUUUUUGUACUUGUGAUGUAAUACUGAGCUAUUGGAUAAUAGAUGUUUUCCUAUUUUUUGUUUGUUUUAGAUAAUGCCAGAAGUAUUUUACCAUGUUCUUUAAAAAAACGUCCCUGUCUGUGUUUUGUUAUAGAGCUUUUAUAAAGAAAAAGAUUUUCUAAUAAAAAUGCGUUUUUAAAUCUC